GUGCAGCUGCAGAUAAAACUUUCUCUUCUAUCGUACAUACAUUCUCAAUACGAAUACCGUCAUCUGAUUCGGAAGUGGUCCUGUUUGACACGUUUGACGUCGAAUUCUGGACAUUUAUUAUGGCAGCUCAGGUGCACGAGUUCAGCGUCGAAAUGACAUGUGAGGGAUGUUCGAACGCUGUACAGAACGUACUCAAAAAGAAAGCAGGCAUCGAUGACAUCAAGAUAGAUUUACCUGAGAAGAAAGUACACGUAACCACUGCGCUCAGUUCAGAUGAGAUUUUGGAAACAAUCAAGAAAACAGGGAAGUCUUGCCAAUUUUUAGGGACGUCUUAAAGUUGUGAAGAUAAAGAGUCAUGAUAUUACAAGGUGCUGCUAAAUACGCCAA
Pogonomyrmex barbatus (red harvester ant) is the source of this 387-nucleotide messenger RNA. RefSeq names its product Antioxidant 1 copper chaperone (gene Atox1). Gene Ontology annotation, biological process: copper ion transport. NCBI's taxonomy places the organism in Eukaryota, Metazoa, Arthropoda, Insecta, Hymenoptera, Formicidae. Gene Ontology annotation, cellular component: cytosol. Gene Ontology annotation, molecular function: copper chaperone activity; metal ion binding. The record is from RefSeq and is a predicted model, not a curated record.